Messenger RNA from Uloborus diversus, 825 nucleotides. RefSeq names its product deoxycytidylate deaminase-like. The record is from RefSeq and is a predicted model, not a curated record. Gene Ontology annotation, biological process: dTMP biosynthetic process; dUMP biosynthetic process. Gene Ontology annotation, cellular component: cytoplasm. NCBI's taxonomy places the organism in Eukaryota, Metazoa, Arthropoda, Arachnida, Araneae, Uloboridae. Gene Ontology annotation, molecular function: zinc ion binding; dCMP deaminase activity. The transcript is spliced from 6 exons. Bases 168 to 782 code for a protein of 204 amino acids.
AAAAGCACAUGGCGCUAUUUGAUUAUUUGUGUUUUGAAAGAUGUUUGACAAAUUAACAAUUUAAAAUUAAAUUGCAGAUGCGGAUUCUAUUUUGUGCUGAAAAAGAAGGAAAUUAAUUAGGUUCACGUUUGAAAAUCUUUGCUAGAGAAGAACUUGUUUAUUUUGUGAUGGAGCUUGAAAAUGUAUGUUCAGACCUUAAAGAUCUUCAUGUUGACAAAUCUGUUGAUGCUUUGCAAAAAGGAGAGUCUUCACAGCAAACAGAUAAUAAUUGGUUUCUCCCUCAAGAAGAUUUCUUCAUGAGUGUAUGCAAUCUCACUGCAGCAAGAAGUAAAGAUCCUGUUACAAAGGUUGGUGCCUGCAUCAUUGACAAAGACAAUAAAAUUGUCAGUGUUGGUUACAAUGGAAUGCCUUUGGGAAUCUCUGACUGUGAUUUGCCAUGGACAAAAAAUAAUCAAACUAUGUACAUGAACAAAUAUCCAUAUGUUUGCCAUGCAGAAAUGAAUGCAAUAAUGAAUGGAAAAAGGAAUGAUUUUAAAAAUUGCACUAUAUUUGUCAACAAAUUUCCCUGCUCUGAUUGUGCAAAAAUGAUAAUUCAAGCAGGCGUGAAGCAUGUUGUAUACUCCCAGAAAAAACCAGAACCGCCUGAAGUUUUCAUUCCAGCAUCAAAAAUGUUCUCGCUAGCUAAAGUUACUUUUCGAGAGUUUGUUCCAACUGUAAGAGAAAUAGAAAUCACAAUGGGUGGCCAUGAUGCUGGCAUUACAUGCAUUAAUAUAGAUAAAUAAACCCAGCAAGUUUUUACACCAUCAUUGUAAUAUUUUAUCAUUU